AUGUGUAUAACAUAAUAUUAUAAUUUAGAAUGCUCUUAAACUUAAUCUAAAGCUUUAUCUAAUCCUUUCUCAUUCAUUGAGACCUCAACAAUAAGAGUAAAUAAAAAUGAUAUAGAAAUUUAAGAUGUAUACUACAAAUUUUUAUAUAAUUUAGAACAACAUUAAUAAGAAGCUGACUCUUAACAUUGAUGACAUCAAAUUUAUGAAAUGGAUAAAGCAGUAUUAUACAUAUUUAUAAUAUAGUGAAAAUAUCUAUGAGGUUACCUUUCAAAACAAGCAAAACUUUUAAGAUAAAUUCUUCUUUGAUACAUACAACGGGACAUUAGGAUACUAAGCCCUUAUUACACGGAUUGCAUAAGCCAAUUUUGGUGAUAACUACGAAAGCCUUGAAACUAUAAAACGAAUACAAAAUGGAGAGGUAUUUAAAAAUAUAUAUUUUGAGAUUAUCAAAUGUCGUAGACGAGAGAAUAAUGAAAUAUUUGUUGCAAAAAUUCAAUUAAAUAACCAUUUUCUCAUAGAGAGAGAGUUAGAAAUUAAUUUACUUCUCGCUGUAAAUCCACAUGAAAAUGUAGCGAGUAUGGUUGAAUAUUAUUUUGAGAAUGACAAAAUAAUACUUAUUUAUCCAUAUUUCUCAGGGGGGACCUUAAACUAACUUAUUAGCGCUAAUUCUAACGAUAUAAGCUAGCUCAAAGUAAAGUCAAUAAUGAAAAAAAUUUUAUCUGGGCUGAAUCACAUCCAUAGUUUAGGGAUCAUACAUAGAGACAUAAAAAUGGAUAAUAUAAUGUUAGAAGAGAUUGAUGACCAUAAAUGUGUUAAAAUCAUUGAUUUUGGAUUUUCAGCAUUCAAAGAUAAUUUGAGCUAUUUAACUGAGAAAUGUGGCACAAUCGGGUACUUUCCUCCUGAGAUUAUUAAUGGGUAGUUUUACAAUGAGAAAUGUGAUAUAUAUAGUCUAGCACAAGUUUUUCACACACUUUUAACAGGAAAUCCGAUGUUCGAUAGAAAUAUGAACAGAUAAUAAAUUAUUAGGUUAUCUAAAAAUAAUUUAUUCACCAUUGAUUAUAGAAAUAUCAAAGAAGUCAAGGCCUAAUAACUAUUAUUUAAAAUGCUUAAUUUUUAAGAAAAAAGAUACGAUGUAAAACAAUGUUUAGAGCAUUCCUAUUUCUCUAAAGCUGUAAAUUUGGAAUUAAAGUAAUUAUUUUUAUUCAUUUAUAGAAUUAAAAAUGUAGAAACCUUGUAGUUCAAAUCUCCUUUCUGAUAUCC
This is a messenger RNA of Paramecium octaurelia, 1260 nucleotides long. The record is from the annotation of a GenBank genome assembly. Lineage: Eukaryota; Ciliophora; Oligohymenophorea; Peniculida; Parameciidae.